UGCAGCCUGGGGCCAUCCCUGGGGAAGUCGGCAGACGGGAGCAUGGACUCCUUAUACCAGGUCUCUGAGGAAGGAGCCAAGGCAGGACAGAAACCUCAUGGAGAUCUCCGAAGUUCCUUGCAUCCCGAUGGAGGCAAAGGGGGGUUUUCCAAAAGAAGAGAAAAUCUUGUGUUUGCAAAGUUGGGGCUCACACCCCAGAAGUCGUGCAUCCUGAUUUCUUUCUUUUUCUUCAGUUGUUAAAAUUGCUUCUGGAAGGUUUGUUGCUCCCUGCCUGGCAUUUAUCUGGUGGUCGGGACCAGCGUGUUCAUGGACAGGCGUGCAAGGGCAUCUUACAGAACAGCAAACGUACUCGGCUUGACUCUGGGUGUGAGGUUCAGGCCAUCAUGCUUAACCUCACCUAAGUCUCAUGGGGUGGUCACUGUGGCGGCCAGCCCACCAGGGACUAACCCGGACCCCCACUUAUGUAUUACACUACUUUUUACUGUCGACUGAGAUCGAAAGGUAAGAUGCAGCUGCUCAAGAGCUCCUUCCUCUGAAGUAUCGUACCGCGGAGGCAAAAUAUUCUAGGCCCCCCUCAGGAACCGGAGCUAGGGGGAAAGGCUGGUGGCACGUUUCAGCAAUUCCUUGGCACCCGCCUCCCCAGGGGAGAAAGGCCUCUGCGCCCACAGCACCGCACCUCAGAGCACAGGGGGUCGCUUGCAAAGGACCCACGAGCGGCUCCCGGCCAGGACAGGGCGGAGAAGCUGCAGGGUCUGAGCGCGGCGCCGGGCCCCGGACGCGGGUGUGGGGCCGCCGCCUGGCGCGGGGCCCGCGGGACGGCGCGCGGGCGCGGAGUGGAAGAUACAUGAUUAGGAAGCCACUGAGAACUAUGUUCAUCACCCUUGUAUACAUUGACAAGAAGUAGUUUCUCCUAACAGGACAGGGAGAAGUGCUGAUAUCAAGAUGAAAAACCAGAUACCUCUCAUUCUCCUAGCUUGUGGCUCCUUUAAUCCUAUCACAAACAUGCACAUGCGUUUAUUUGAGCUCGCCAGAGAUCACCUCCAUCAAACAGGAAGAUACCGCGUGAUUAAAGGCAUAAUUUCUCCAGUCAGUGACAGCUAUAGAAAGAAAGGUUUAGCUUCUGCAAAGCACCGGAUAGCAAUGGCUCAGCUCGCAGUGGAGACAUCAGACUGGCUUAGAGUGGAUCCAUGGGAAAGUGAGCAGGAGACAUGGACAGAGACAGUAAAAGUGCUGAGGUACCAUUACAAUGAAUCCCUUGGGCCGCUUGAUUUCAGGAAGGGACUCAUGAGAAACAAUAGCCGUGUACAAAGAGCUACUGCUGAUUCCCUUUCUUUGCAGCACACAGUUCUACCACAGUUAAAGCUGCUUUGUGGAGCUGAUAUUUUGAAGACAUUUAAGACACCCAAUCUCUGGAAGGAGGAACAUAUUAAAGAAAUAGUAGAAAAGUUUGGUCUGGUUUGCAUUAGCCGUGCUGGCUGUGAUCCGAUGCAGUACAUCAAUGAAUUGGAGCUUUUAAGGAGAUUCGAGCAUAACAUCCACCUGGUCAGAGAAUGGAUUCAGAAUGAAAUCAGUGCCACACAGAUACGACUUGCAUUAUGCAAAGGAUUAAGUGUGAAGUAUCUCAUUCCAGACUCUGUAAUUUCAUAUAUUAAACACCAUAAUAUCUACACAGAAGAGAGUGGGCAGAAAAAUGAAGGGGACUUGCUUCAGCCUCUUAAACAGCACAAUGUGACAGUCAGCACUCUAAAAGAUUGACGUCUGUUCUGUCAACAGGAAAGAAGAUGCCAAAGGAUUCAUUCUUUGCAUGUGCAAAGCUAGUUAUGGGGAACUGUUGUAUUGUGACUGUUGCAUUUCUUGAAAGCUUACAAUUUUAUACAGAAAAAGUUCAAAUUAGAGAAGUUGUUUUGGAUCCAUGCUUUUCUAAGGUGUUAGGUACUGUGGGCCAUAGUAGUUUUAAGAUCUUCAGUUAAGUUAAUUCAUUAAAGAACAAGAUAAUGGUCACUUUAUUUGUGUUUUCAAAAUAAGUAUUAAAAUCUCCAGUAACGGCAAGGGUUUGCUGUGCUGACUAAAAUGGCUUCAGUGGCUGUGUUUAGUACUUUCUUCUAUGGCAGUCCUCUCAUGCCAGGGACUGCUCAAAUGUGAAAGUGUCUCAGCUGUUCCCAGCAGUGAGACUGAAAUUAGUCAUAUUUUUCAAUGAACUGUGCUAAAAAUAUAUAUGUUAUCACAACAUUUCUACUUCCUAGGAUCCUAUGUGACUUCAUUAACUAGUACUGCCGAAAAUAUGUAUGUGGGUUGGCAGACUUGGAAAGAGAUCAGAAAUAAAGGCCAGGUUCAGGCAAGCAAUUAAUUCAAGUCCUGUGCAUAAAAUAUUUAAGGGGAGUUUUCUGUAAUCCAUUAGAUCAGUCUGCAUUAGUUUGGUCGUCUGAUAUAACUUACAGCAGCCAGUUGAUAGGUCCGUCAGGAAUCAUGGGAUACAGGCAAGUCCCCUACGAUAGCAGAAGGGAGAGUGAUUGUGAAUGUCUGUCUAGACACCUGCCUAUUCCUUCUGUUCUUGCUCAUUUUCCUUCCUACUGGGUUUUCCUGCAGAGAUCUCUCAAAGCUGCUCAAGCCUCAUAAUGCCAGCCAAGGUUUUGAAAGGUGGUUGUAUUAGUAAUGAAUGGAAGUGGUAAAAUUUGUCUGCCACUUUGUCUACUAGUUUCCUAAACAUAGACUGAGUUGGAAAGACUCUCAAAUGCGUGUGUCAAGUAAGAAGUUGUUCAAAGGACUGUUUGUGCUAUUUUUGUCAUGCAGUUCAUUUUUUACAAUGAGAUUGUACCGUGCUUUGGCUUUUAAAAUACAUCCUUCAUUCUAUUUUCUAUGCAUCACUCAGAAAUUACAAUAAAAGAGGAUGUUUCUGAAGAUC
Alligator mississippiensis (American alligator) is the source of this 2902-nucleotide messenger RNA. It is a transcript of the gene NMNAT3, whose product is annotated as nicotinamide nucleotide adenylyltransferase 3. Gene Ontology annotation, cellular component: mitochondrion. Bases 943 to 1755 code for a protein of 270 amino acids. The transcript is spliced from 6 exons. Lineage: Eukaryota; Metazoa; Chordata; Crocodylia; Alligatoridae. The record is from RefSeq and is a predicted model, not a curated record. Gene Ontology annotation, biological process: NAD+ biosynthetic process. Gene Ontology annotation, molecular function: nicotinamide-nucleotide adenylyltransferase activity; nicotinate-nucleotide adenylyltransferase activity.